This is a messenger RNA of Habropoda laboriosa, 4179 nucleotides long. RefSeq lists its product as uncharacterized. The record is from RefSeq and is a predicted model, not a curated record. NCBI's taxonomy places the organism in Eukaryota, Metazoa, Arthropoda, Insecta, Hymenoptera, Apidae. Bases 1 to 4179 code for a protein of 1392 amino acids. The transcript is spliced from 21 exons. Gene Ontology annotation, molecular function: peptide receptor activity; protein kinase activity; guanylate cyclase activity. Gene Ontology annotation, biological process: protein phosphorylation; receptor guanylyl cyclase signaling pathway; cGMP biosynthetic process.
AUGGCCGGGAACUCUUUCCGCCGGCUUUGGACGUGGAUCUCGAUCGUGGUCCUGCCAACCGGGUGCUUGCUCUCUUCUUCCACCACCGAACAGCCUCCGUGCGUUUCUCCGUACUUCUCCGAUAGAACAGAGAACGAUUGCUCGUUCAACCAGUCCUCCGGCGAAACUGGCACGGAGGAAGUGAUGGUUUUCUUGAGAGAGCGUUGCGACGCCACCGAGACGCUCGACGCGACGGAUAUUCACCGGUACUUGGAUCGAUCCAACUUUGACCUGCAGAUCACCGUUGUACCUCUCUCUCUGUCGUGCGAAACGAAAACUUGGGGCCUCGAUGCCCUUCUACACCUGCUCGGCGAAAGAAGAGCCAAAGCUCUCGUAGCUGCCCUCGACUCGCCGAUGUGCGAAGUGAUCGCCAAACUCGCCCAUCUCUGGAACAUGCCGCUCCUCACGUGGACCUGCCCUUUGAAAGAUUCCGAGGAAAGGGAGUUCUCCUCGAUCGUCCGCCUCUCUCCCUCCUUGCCAACCAUAGCGAAAGCUCUGGCGGAGAUGUUGACGCGGUUGCAAUGGAAAACGGUAGCGGUGAUAGGAACAGAUCGCGAACCAUGGACGAGCCUCGAGAGAGCACUCUUCAAUUCCCUGCAAAGCGUCGGAGCUGUGAUCCGACACCGCGCCACCUUACCGCAUCGAGCCACGCUCCAGCAAAUUCGAAAAAUUCUCCGCGCGAUGUACAAUGUGUCUCGCAGAGUUACAGUCCUAUGUCUACCCGCGACCGACGACAUAACGGUCCGCGUGCUCGCCGAGUUGGAUGUCGCGCAACAAUCCUCCAACUCCUCCUCCAACUCCGUCACUCUGAUCGUUCAUACGCAAGACGACGAUCUCUUUCUGCCCAACGACACCUUUUCCAACAGUUUCGUCUCUCGUCCCGACUCUUUGGCCGACUACCGAGACGACAACGCGACAAACGCGGAGGAAGGGGACGGGGACGAGUUGGGGGACGAAGGAGAGAUGGAGGAUCGAUUCUUCCCGCCGGGAAACCUGAGUUCGACGUUUCUCGAAAGACUGCUGGCGAUAACGCCUCUGGAUCACAGGUACGACGCGGAGAAGGUGUUCCAAGGCGCAGAACGGUACGCGGUACCGACAUUGAUGGAUCGUUUGAACGAAACUCUCGAUAUCUUGCUAUACGAUAAUUCCAGUAUAAAUGCCUUUAACAACAAGAUUUUCACGUACGUAUUGCUUGAAUGGCGCGCGAACGUUUGGAAACCGAUAAUGAUCACCGUGGAACGACGUGGAGAAUUGUCGGUCCGAAAAUUGUCGGUGAACGCGGUGGCGUUCGGCAACACCAACGACGCUGCUGAUCUUCCAAAAUGCAACAACAUCGUCGACUCGGUUCCUUUUUACCCCGUUUCAGAAGAUGUCUCCAACGGAUCAUCGGGCUUUCGCGUCGCACACGUCGUCGCGAUCGUUCUAGGAUCGAUAGUUGUAACCGUGCUCGCGAUACUCCUGGUAAUCUUAAUCAGGAAACGGUUACUCAACAACAGAAUGUCCAGGGGUCCGUACAAGAUCAUUUUAACUACGUCGGACUUUGUAUUUCCUCAAGUGCCUCGAGUAGAUUCUAGGAGGGUGGAUGAGGGUAUCGAGACAAUGUUGUGUUGUUGGUUGCAACAAUUGCAAGAGUUUGGAGGACCGGAAGUAGAGAAGCCGGACUUGCUUCAACUGGGAAGCGUAUCUUCGUUGAAGCCGUGUUUACGGGCGAGUACGGGAAAUCUGGCGCGACCCAAUUUCUUCAAAGAGCCCUGUGCGCGAUACAACGGUGACAUGGUGCAACUGAAACAAUUGCCCACUCAGGGUGGUACCUUCGAGCUGAAAGGCAAGGCAAUGGACGUGUUGGUGAUGAUACACGGGCUCAGACACGAAAAUCUGAAUCCGCUGAUAGGAUGCUUGAACGAACCGACGAGACCGUACCUCGUCUACGAGUACUGUUCGAGAGGAUCGUUGGAAGAUGUACUGGUGCAAGACGAGAUCAAGCUCGACUGGUCCUUCAGGUUAUCCCUGCUUACCGAUCUCGUCCGGGGGAUGAGGUAUCUUCACGGUACACCGGCGCGUGUACACGGUUAUCUUACCUCGCGAAACUGUGUCAUCGAUGCUCGCUGGGUCCUCAAGGUAACCGACUACGGACUGCCGGCGUUUUACGAGGCUCAAAACACCGCUCCCCCGACUAAAAUGGCCAGAGAUCUUUUAUGGACGGCGCCGGAAUUGUUGAGGCAACCGAACCUUCGAAAGAGAGGAACGCAACCUGGAGACGUUUACAGCUUCGGCAUUAUUAUGCAGGAGGUGGUAGUUCGUGGAGAACCGUUUUGUAUGCUCGCAUUGUCCCCGGAAGACAUCAUCGAAAAAGUGAUGAAACCACCGCCAUUGAUCAGGCCAUCGGUGAGCAAAGGCGCCGCACCGCCGGAAGCGAUAAAUAUCAUGCGUCAGUGUUGGGCUGAAGCGGCAGAUAUGAGACCCGAUUUCGACGACGUUCACGACCUAUUCAAGAAGCUCAACCAUGGAAGAAAAGUGAAUUUCGUCGAUACGAUGUUUCAAAUGUUAGAAAAAUACUCCAACAAUCUGGAAGAAUUGAUACGCGAGCGCACGGAACAGUUAGACAUGGAAAAGAAGAAAACGGAGCAAUUACUCAAUCGAAUGUUACCCAGCUCUGUUGCCGAGAAAUUGAAACUGGGCAUGCCCGUCGAUCCCGAAGAAUUUCGAGAAGUGACUAUCUAUUUUUCGGACAUUGUUGGUUUCACGACCAUCUCUGCACAUUCAACCCCAUUCCAAGUAGUCGAUCUUUUAAACGAUUUAUAUACCUGCUUCGACGCCACCAUCAACGCGUACACCGUAUAUAAGGUCGAAACGAUCGGGGACGCUUACAUGGUCGUGGCCGGUUGCCCAGUCAGAAUACCCGAUCAUGCCUCCCAAAUAGCCACAAUGGCUCUCGACUUGCUGCAUCAAAGUGGCAAAUUCAAGGUGAAACACCUGCCAAGGACUCAACUCAGGCUUCGAAUUGGUCUACAUACCGGCCCAUGCUGCGCCGGUGUCGUUGGUCUCACCAUGCCAAGGUACUGCCUAUUCGGCGAUACUGUCAAUACCGCGUCCAGAAUGGAAUCGACCGGUGCACCCUGGCGUAUACAUCUUAGCCAGGCAACCAGAGAUCGGCUCACUCGGGUCGGUGGAUAUCAUAUCGAAUAUCGCGGACGAACGGAAGUUAAAGGCAAGGGAAAGAUGCCCACCUACUGGUUACUAGGAAAGCAAGGUUUCGACAAGGAACUUCCAAAGCCGCCACCUCUUGGGGAAAACCAUGGCCUGAACGAGAGCCUGUUAUUGGAGAAUUUAACCAAGGAGGAGUCGAUCGUAUCGCCAGACGACAACCACUCCAACCUGGAUUUGCCCUGCGAUCGAACAAAGGGGCAAGUUGAACGAGACGAGGACGUGGACGUGGACGUGGACGUGGACGUGGACGUGGACGUGGACGUGGACGUGGACGUGGACGUGAAGAACGCCGCGGAAGAGUCGGAGGCGUGCAAAGUCGCGGUGGUCUCUGUGCACGAUCAACACCUGCUAGAUUCCUCCGAGGAGAAGUCGAAUGAAAUCGAAAAGGACCACUCGGUUAAUCCGACUAACAUAACGAAAACCACUUCCGGCGAUACUCAACCACCUCUAGGAACCACGUCCGGUAUAUUUAGCGCCGACGCAACUGUUCUUGGCGCCUCUACCACUUCCCUUACGUCCAUUUCAAGCUCGACCACGGUCCCUUAUAGACCGGUGCCGGCAAGGCAUCGUAGGAUAGCUGGCUACAUCGACGAAAAUGACUUGAGUACACCGUACAAUCAUUACAGGUGUCUUUCUCCAAACGAACACUACGGCAAAGCUACAGGUUAUCGCUUCUUGAAGAGACAAUUCAGCUUGGAUCGUCCAGAUGACGCCCCAUUCACCGACCAGACUACUAAUCACCAGCAGUUGCAACAACAACAACCGCAACACAACUUAAACGCAACACCUAGACUUUAUAAACAAAACAGCGCCGGCGCGGCGAAUGACUUGGAACGCAUCGAAGAGGUACCGUCUACUCCAGGACCGCUGCUACAACACUACAGACAGGCAGCGUCCGUUUCUCUCUCCGUUGAAUCUUUAACGCUCCGUUGA